AUGCAGGAGCCGCGUCUGCAUGUUGCAAAAUUCCUCACUGAACAUGUCGUAAAAGCAGUUCGCAUUUUCAAGGAAACUUCCACAACGCGGGCUUUACCGGAACAUGUGGUUGUCACCGAGGAAGCGCAGCAAUUCCGUGAUGCCUUCGUUGCUGCUGCCGAUGGAGCCUCCCAGCGUAUUCGUCUCACAAUCAUAGUUUUGCAAGCACAUUGA
Molecule: messenger RNA, 213 nt
Organism: Gongylonema pulchrum
Lineage: Eukaryota; Metazoa; Nematoda; Chromadorea; Rhabditida; Gongylonematidae
Source: the annotation of a GenBank genome assembly